Molecule: messenger RNA, 2044 nt
Organism: Paramecium sonneborni
Lineage: Eukaryota; Ciliophora; Oligohymenophorea; Peniculida; Parameciidae
Source: the annotation of a GenBank genome assembly
UAUUAGUGGUGCUAAAUUUAAUGUUAAGAACACUAAGAUAGUUUAGUUAAAUUUUCCAUAGAGUUUCUGUUAGAUCGUUUUCUGGUGCAGUUGAAGUAGCUCCUAAGGAUGUAUGAUACAUAUAUUAAUAUGUGUAGGAAAUAUUAAAAAUCUUACAUUCAGAAUCAAGAGACAUUUUUAGAAAUGUGGCCAUCAUAGCCCAUGUUGACCAUGGAAAAACAGUAAAUAAUUGAUAUAAAUUUGAAAGACUCUUGUAGAUGCUUUAUUAAGGGCUAGUGGUUGUGCAAAUGAAUAUGACUCAAUGGAUAGCAAUGCAUUAGAAAAAGAGAAAGGAAUUACUAUUCUAUCUAAAGUGACAGGUGUAACUUUUGGAGGAAGCAAAAUAAAUAUUGUAGAUACUCCAGGACAUUAAGAUUUCGGAGGAGAAGUAGAAAGAAUUAUGUCAAUGGUUGAUGGUGUAUGUUUAUUAGUAUGUGCAACUGAAGGACCUAUGGCUUAAACUAGAUUUGUGUUAUAGAAAGCUUUAUAAUAGAAUUUAAAACCUAUUGUCAUUAUUAAUAAAGUAGAUAGACCUUCUGCUAGACCUGUAGAGGUUGAACAUGAGAUCUUUAAUUUAUUUUGUGAUUUAGAAGCUCCAAGUGAAUCACUUGAUUAUCCAUUAUACUUUUGUUCUGGGAAAGAAGGUUGGGUUAGAAAAGGAUCUAUGGAAGCAGAUAAAUAAGGAUUAGAAGAUGUUUUAGAAACUAUUGUAGAAACUAUUCCACCACCAUAAAUUGGAAAUGAAACCAAUUUCAAAAUGUUAGUAUCUUAAUAAGAAAGUCAUCCUUAUUAUGGUAAAAUAUUAAUUGGCAAAAUACAUCAAGGAGAAGUUAAACUUAAUGAUAAAAUCCUAGCAGUUGAUUAAAAAGGAAAAUUAGUUGAAACUGCUAAAGUCUUAAAAAUUUUAAGAAGAUAUGGAAUGCAAUAAUUAGAAAUGGCAAGAGCAGUAGCUGGUGAUAUUGUAUAAGUUGCUGGAUUUAAUAAUGCUAUUGUUACUAAUACUCUCAAUGAAAUGGGUAAAAAUGAAGUUAUACCAUCCAUUCCUAUUGAUCCACCAAUGAUUUCAGUAUCUAUUGGAGUAAAUACUGGUCCUUUGGCAGGAAAGGAAGGAACCAAAUUAAAUGCUUAAUAAAUUAAGGAUAGAUUAUUAAAAGAAGGAUAAAGCGAUGUUGCAUUAUAAGUUUUGGUUAAAGAUAAAUCUGAUGAUAGUGCUUGUGUAUAAUUGUUGGGUAGAGGAGAUCUACAUCUUGCUAUAUUACUUGAAAAUAUGAGAAGAGAAGGAUUUGAAAUGUAAGUAUCACCUCCUCAAAUUGUCACAUAGAAAUGUCCAGAUACUGGGAAAACAUUAGAACCAAUAGAAAAAGUAUCAAUAGAGAUUGAUUAACAAUAUAUGACUGGCUUGAUUGAUAAGAUGUCAUAAAGAAAAGCAAUUUAUGAAGAUUGCAUAAAUAUUGAUAAAACUAGAGUUAAGCUAAUAUUCUCAGCACCUACUAGAGGCUUGGUUGGUUUAAGAGCAGAAUUAAUUAAUGAUACAAGAGGAACUGCUAUUAUGUAACAAUAAUUUUUGGGCUAUCAAGAAUUUAGAGGAACCUUAAAAAAGAAUUUAAAAGGAGCCAUCAUAUCAAUGGCUGCAGGAAUUUGUUAAGGUUAUGCUCUUGAAGAUCUUUAAAAAUUUGGACCUUUGUUUGUAAGACCAGGAUCCAAAGUUUAUGUAGGCCAAGUUAUUGGAGAACAUAAAUUAGAAUAGGAUAUUGAAGUUAACCCAAUUAGAGAAAAAAAAUUAACUAAUGUUAGAACAGUAUUAGCUGAUGAAAAAAUAAGUUUGUUCCCACCUAAAGUAUUUAGUCUUGAAGAUGUCAUUGCUUAUAUAAGAGAUGAUGAAUUAGUUGAAGUUACUCCUAAAGAUCUUAGAAUUAGAAAAAAAGAACUAGAUUCAACCCUUAGAAAAACCCAGCGUAAAAACCAAUAAAAAUGAUUAAUAAUGCGUAUUAUAAUUUUAUUUUUU